AUGAGUGAAGAGAGCGCUUUAUGUAACAUUAAAAAUUGCGAAAGCCCAAGUUGCGUAGGUCAUCCACAUGUCAAAAAGAAUAUUUAUAUUGAAUGUGAUGAAAUUGAAGAUUGGCUACCAACUCUAGUAGAAAAAUAUUUGACGGUUAAUAACAUCACCGCAUCGCGGUUAUCCAAGUCAAAUAUUGAGCAUCUGUAUAAAAUACCAAAACCCAUUCAACGCUUCGUACACAUCUAUAACGAACAUAUGUUACAAAAAUUGUUUAAACUGGGUUAUAAUGAUCCAACUGCCAUACAGAAACAAGCAUUGCCCAUUAUGUUAAGUGGAGAGAACGUGAUUGGAAUAUCUCCAACACGCUCAGGCAAGACUUUAUGCUACGUUAUUGGAAGUAUUUUACAUUUUCAGUCGCAAAAAACACGAACUUGGAAUCGCGCGGGUCCGCGAUUAUUAGUACUAUCUUCCAAAGAAAAGCGUGUUUUGAAAAUCACCGAAGUGUAUAAGAAAUUUAAUUCGUGCAAUAACUCAAGCAUACUCGGUGAUUAUGAAAUAUGUAGCACCUUCCACAGGACUCAUCCCGACUGUAUUAUUUCCACACCACCCCAUUUUUAUGAUGUUAUUGUAGACAAGAGAAUUGACAUCUCUUUCUUCAGCUACAUCAUAUUGGACAGUGCAGAUGACAUGUGGUGCGCUGGUUUUGAGAAAUACAUUUUAUUUAUUUUAAACCAGUUGCCACCGGUACGCCAGAUUGUUAUGAUGAGUGUGACUUUUCCAUCAUAUCUACAAACAUUUGCUGAGCAGCAUAUGUGUGAACCAAUUAUCGUAGAAAAUGCACCACCAGUUAUUGACCCAGCAUUGAGUCCAUCAAUUAAACAACAUUUCAAAUAUGCCAGAACGGACAAGGAUAAGUAUCAAAUGUUGCUCAAUUUCGCUAAGGGAUUGAAGCCACGUGAAGCAGUUCUGGUGUAUUGUUUGAAUAAGGCAAGGGCUAUUGAUGUAGCAAGUACCUUGGCAACUAAAAAUUUAACAACCCAAUGUGUAGAGUCAUUGAUCACUGAGAAUGAUUGGUCUAGUACGGAGAAGUACAUUCAAGAUGAUGCUCUCCAAAUUAUAACCGACUAUGAAUAUUCAGGAAAAAAUUUCCCUUUUUCCCCGUUUAAGUUUAUGUUUCAUUUCGAUCUACCAACUGAUAUUUCAAUAUAUAAGGAACGUGUAAAUCGUGCAAUGAGAAAACGACAGGAUUUCAUUUUCAUAACAUUUAUUUCACCUUCCGAUAAAUUUAUUAUCCAAGGCUUACACAAAUAUCUUACAGAUAAUAAGCAAAUUAUCCCAGGUUUUAUUGAAGAUAUGUUUUUGCAAACAAAGGAAACUCAAAAGAAAAAAAAAACAAAUGACUGCAUGGCGACAAACUUUAUUGCGAAAUAUCGUGUCAAUGUGGAAAAAAAUCUAGUUCUAGUUGUAAAUGUUGAAGUUAAGGAUUAG
Teleopsis dalmanni is the source of this 1479-nucleotide messenger RNA. RefSeq names its product probable ATP-dependent RNA helicase DDX53. The record is from RefSeq and is a predicted model, not a curated record. The coding region runs from base 1 to 1479 and encodes 492 amino acids. The transcript is spliced from 7 exons. Gene Ontology annotation, molecular function: ATP binding; RNA helicase activity; RNA binding. Lineage: Eukaryota; Metazoa; Arthropoda; Insecta; Diptera; Diopsidae.